AUGGCCAUUUUUAAAGUUACAUUGAAAACUCCCGGUGGUGAAAAGGAAAUUGACUGCCGCGACAAUAAGGACAUAUUUGAAGCGGCCGAGGAACGGGGUGUCAUGGAGAGAGAACAGCAGUCUUGGUGCCUUGCAGGGGCCUGUGGUGCGUGCGCUGGACAGCUGGUAUCUGGGGAAGUUGACCAGUCUGAACAAUCGUUUUUGGAGGAUGAUCAGAUUGGCAAAGACUUCGUCCUCCUCUGUGUCGCUUAUCCAAAGAGUGACUGCAUUAUUACCAUCCAUCAAGAAAAGAAUUUAUGGUAG
Molecule: messenger RNA, 303 nt
Organism: Penicillium arizonense
Lineage: Eukaryota; Fungi; Ascomycota; Eurotiomycetes; Eurotiales; Aspergillaceae
Exons: 1
Coding region: 1-303 (100 amino acids)
Biological process (GO): electron transport chain
Molecular function (GO): electron transfer activity; 2 iron, 2 sulfur cluster binding
Source: RefSeq, a predicted model, not a curated record